AUGGAAAAAACCAAUGGAGUGUACAUUAUUCUUUUCAACACAGUUUUGCUGCUUAUGGUAGAGCUGGUUGCGCUGAAAAAAAGCAAGGCAGUCUCCAUUCUGGGGGAAGUCCUGCACAUGGCAGGGGACUUGCUCACGGUGGGAGUGGGCCUUGCUGCGUCUUUUAUUUCGUCAAAGUACACGGGCGGAAAAAGGUACACGUUUGGCCUUGCCAGAGUGGAGGUUUUGGGCGCCGCAGUGUCGCUUGUUCUUGUGUGGGCGCCUUCUGUGUAUCUGGUGUACCUUUCUGUUGGGAGAUACCUGAACCCGAAACCCAUCAGCAGAGAAGUUCUUCUGGUCACAGCUUUUAUUUCUUUAUUGAUCAAUCUGGUGAACUUCAUCAUUUCCGUCCGGAUGCAGAAGAGGUCUGGAAGCGACAUGAGCAUCAGCUCUAUAUAUGUGCAUGCGCUAACAGAUCUUAUGCAGUGCAUGGGGCUGUUUGUCAGCGGGAUAGCUUUGUACAUUGACCCGUCUCUGAUCGUGUUUGACUUGCUGGCAGCCUGUCUGUCAACGAUCAUUUGCUUCUACGGGUCGCUGGGGCUGGCAAAGGAAAUUGCAAUGAUGUUCCUGGAUGCGUCUCCUGUUGACGUGGAGAGUGUCAGAAGCCGGCUUCUCCAAGUGAGCAGCGUCAAAGACGUCAGCGACCUGCGCAUAUGGUGCACAAACAGGAACAGCCGCAUGGCCAUGGUGGGCAUAGACGUGUUUGAAAAUGCAUCGGCAAAGAAUGCUCUGUAUGAGUGUAAAGAAAUACUGGCUAGAGAGUACCACAUAGGCACAUCGUGCAUUGAGGUCCGCUGCGAAUAG
Molecule: messenger RNA, 843 nt
Organism: Nematocida major
Lineage: Eukaryota; Fungi; Microsporidia
Product: solute carrier family 30 (zinc transporter), member 2
Exons: 1
Coding region: 1-843 (280 amino acids)
Biological process (GO): zinc ion transmembrane transport
Cellular component (GO): plasma membrane
Molecular function (GO): zinc ion transmembrane transporter activity
Source: RefSeq, a predicted model, not a curated record